This is a messenger RNA of Styela clava, 3716 nucleotides long. RefSeq lists its product as uncharacterized. Lineage: Eukaryota; Metazoa; Chordata; Ascidiacea; Stolidobranchia; Styelidae. Gene Ontology annotation, biological process: immune system process; regulation of transcription by RNA polymerase II. Gene Ontology annotation, molecular function: DNA-binding transcription factor activity, RNA polymerase II-specific; RNA polymerase II cis-regulatory region sequence-specific DNA binding; protein binding. Gene Ontology annotation, cellular component: nucleus. The record is from RefSeq and is a predicted model, not a curated record.
AAUAUUUAAUACAUUAUAGUUAUACUAUCAAGAAAGUCAAUUAAAAUGGACAGCAGGGGGUUCGCCGGUCGUGAAAACGAGCCUGAAUUACAAAAGAUGGCUGCAUUUUUGAAAGAGAGAUGUGACCGAGGAAAGUAUGGUCUAAGAUACUAUGAAAACGACAAAAAUAUGAUUUGUAUUCCGUGGCCGACCGUACCAAGGCAAAGCGAAGAUAUUCCGGACAGUUUUCAUAUGUUUACGGAAUGGGCCUAUUUGUCCUUCCGAAAACGAGGAGGAAGAGGCGAGCAACUCGAAACAGAAGCAUUGAGCGCACAGAAACAUCGAUUCAGGAACGCACUAGCAAGGGCAGACGGAUUGAAAUGCAAUAAACAGCUUUCUACUGAUACACUCAGAGUCUAUGAAUUUGCCGAUACUAAAAAAGAGAAAGAGCAAACAGAAAAUGGAAAUUUCCGGUCUGGAAGAGGAGGAAAUUCACCUCACUCUUAUUACGAACAACAAGCAGCCCCUGAAAGGAAUGAUUAUGCGUAUAAUGUUCAAAUGCAUCACCAAGGUGGAAUACCAGACCAACGUGAAUGGGAAAACUACGGCAGCUCUCCUAUGACAGUGACAUCAUCACCAAAUCACAUAGCAUGCUUCCAACCCCAGACAAAUUUUCAGAUUCCACAGACGACAGAAAUGCAGGACGACAGAGAGCCAUCCAUCGGUACCCUUAUUGAAGAGAUGAUAAACACGCCUGAACCCACUCUCCCGGACGCUCCUGUGACCAUCGAUUAUCAGCAACCGAACGGCGCGUACAGCACAUACGCUGUUCCUCAACCCGUUCGCAAUGUAACUACAGCGUCGCAUGUACCUCAACAAGAUUAUCAAAUGGUCCAAGCACCGCAGCUACAAGUUCCAAAUCGAUACGUGACAGCCACUGCAGGCCCGCACAUGAACGGUCACUCGGCCGUUUCUCCGCCACAGAAUUUAAAUGAGAGUCUUCUAAUCAAGGUGUAUUUUCGUGGUAACGAGGUCAUGAAAAAAUCAGUCACUAAUUCUUCCGGAUUUCGAUUGUACUCCGGCAACAACAUUCCUGAUAUGUCGCGACUUCUUGAUACAGCACAGAGAGAUCAACUUCAGAGACUCACCAGAUUCAAUAGCGAAUACUUAUUCGGUCCAGAUUCAGUGGAACAGGUGGAAAUGCCAUCCAUAAAACAGAUUACAGACAAGCAAGCAUUACAAACGAAUGAGAUAUUAUCAAAUAUGGAUCGAGGACUCAUAUUUUAUAUUGAAAACGCGAAUAACGACGUUACGCCAUAUGACCAAGCUAUCAUACCCAAUGUAUAUUGUAUCAGACUCUGCCAAACAAGGGUCUUCCCAUAUGGUACUAACGUGCAGGAAAGUGAUGCACUUGAAUGUGACGGUUUGGCGCGAAUGAAAUGGGCAAAGAUAUUCGACUCAAACGAGUUUUUGCGCCAGAUGUCGAGAACUGGAACCACACCGUCGUCGACCAUUAAGCUUUCUGUGGGACAAAAGCCGAAGAAACAAGAAGGUCUUCAUUGUUUAGUGUCCAUUACAGUUUCGGUUACGCAAGCCAAAAUUCUUGCUGAUCGUCAAGUGGAAGACCAGCUAGAUGAGAUUUUCAUCUCUGACAAGAAUUCGAUGGACGUUGCAGCGCAACUUAUACAAAACCAAAUUCGUCAAAAAAUUCAACUGGACGACAACGCCGUUGUCAUGAGAUCAUAAAAAAAUAAAAUACAAGCUGUAUUGCUUGUUCGGCUGACCUAAAAAUUCAAUUACCGGUCAAAUUAAAAAGAUACAUUGCCAAUUGCCAUAGAAAUCCCAGGACUCUUAUGGAGUUCAGACUCUUGCGCUUGAAAAAUUGCAUCAUUUGAGAAGAAAAAUGUAUCCACGUGCAUUGAUUUGAAGUACUUUAUUUUUAAGUGUGUGGAUAAACACUCUGACAAAGCAUGACGUAUAAUAUUUGCUUAAUUAAUUUCAGUUGAAUUGUAUGCUAAAUUUUUAUUACCAGGGUCUUCCUAUACAUAUAUUUUCUGGGGAGUUUUUAUGUGAAAUUUUUGUUUUCUAUGUGAUUUUUAUUAUAGGAAUGAUUUGUUUCCUUUUAUGGCAUUACCGAAUUUGUUGGGAAAGUUUCUAAAAUUUUGAAAAAUUCCAAAAAUUUUGAAUGUACUCAAUACGAGUAAAGCACGUCUUCUUGUCCCAGACGAUGUUAAAGAUCGUCGCUAUUGAAUAAAUAACACUUCAGCAAAAAACUUGAACGCAAUUUCCUGGAUUUUCCCGGCCUUUGUUUGAGCGUGUACUUACUUGCAGCAUACUAGUAUUGAAACAUAUUUGGUCGAGUAUGAUUCAUUGUCAAACAUAUAACGAACAGCCUUGGUUGUGGAAAAUAUUCAGAUUAGUCAAAUCCUAAUAUUUUCCUCCCGAGAUAAACCUUCCAAAAUUUUAGCUGUAUAGUGAGUAUUAUUUUGACUAUCCAGGGCACGAAAAUCAAAAUCGCACUUUGCUCAUCAGAAUCCAUUUUUUCUACUUUGUGUCAAACUUUUGCUAUGCAUAUUUUUCACAUAUUAAAUAAUUGAUGUUUUUCAAGUCUUUCUUCUGUUAUUGUAAAUAAUAUAAUUUUUUUUUAGGUCUCAAGCUUUAGAUAAUAAGGGUGACUUUCGGAAUCUUAUUGGGGGCUAUUGAUAAUUCGAGCACGGUUCUUUUUAAAAACAAUUUUAUGGUGAAUUUUUUCACUUUCUUCCAGCCAUAACGAUGUCAUCCGAUAACUUUGGUCAAGACCACCUGAUAUGAAUCAAUGUAUGAUAAGGGACUAACUGUAUUAUUCCCAUAGAAAGUAUCACAGAACAGGGUCUUUGUCUUUAUAUUACAAUUAGAAAUGACGCACGGAUGAAUACAAGACGCACCCGUAUGAAUGCUAGAACAACGUGCUGGUAUGAGUAUCCAUCGUUCGAAGUUAAUAGUUUUGUAUGAAUUUUUGUUUCUAUCUGUUAUUUCCCAGCAUCACUUGUUUUACCUUCGGUUUCUCGCAACACAAUUAAUUUUUCAUGAAAUUUUAAAACUACCAAACUGUACAUCUUACGGACAUAUUUAGUUUCAUAUAAGGUGUGACUCAAUUUAAAUAAACUUCAAUUUUCCAACCUAUCGACCAAUCUGCUUGAACUGUUUUUUUUAUUACCUGGCUCCAUUAAACGAAUUAAGCCUUUCAUUUUAUUACAUCCUGUAUAAUAAAAGAAACUUCUUCCAAUUUAAAUGCUUUCUUUGUUUAGUGUCGGAAUGUUUAAUUUUUUUUCCGUAUUAUUUUCAACUCUAUUUUUUAAUUUAGUUAGUGAUUUAUUCGUUUAUUUUUCUUGUCGUCAAAAAUUUGUGUGUCUCCAAAGAAUUUACGGUAAACAGUGAAGAAUGCGUUUUUUAUAGUUUGGAAAAGUUCCGAUUUUUUAGUUAGUUGAGCGAAAAAAAUUAUAAAAAACCCAACGCAUUGUUGUGAGCAUGAAACGUAAACGCUGGGGAAAAGUUUAGAGUAAUAAUCAUUGCUCAGUUUACAAAUUAGUUUGUUUAAAAGCCUAAAUGAUAGUUUCACUUCACAGAGAAAUAGGUGGUGCCUGUGCUGAGUAAACUAAAAUAAUCAACCCAAAGGCUUACCCAGGAUUAAAUCAUCAGAGAACUCUUCAAAACUUGUUGUCUUCCACUAAUUAUUUUGAUGUAGACCAGGGUGGUCC